GGGCUGGGAGGAGACCAGGGGACCUUCAAGAGGUGAGACCGUCAGAGCUCACUCCCCCCACCCCCCAUCUUGCAGGUCUCUACAGCGCCUCUGGACUCAUAUCUAGCUGGCACCAGCAAAAAGAUAACCUUGAUGGCUUCUUCACCCACUCCUCCACGUGGUGAAGGGAAGAGAGCAGCCAUGCAGCCACCUCAGGGUCGGCUGUCCUUUGAAGAGGUGGCUGUGUAUUUCACCCGGGGGGAGUGGAGCCUGCUAAACACAGCCCAAAGAACUCUGUACAAGGAAGUCAUGCUGGAGAAUUUUAGGAAUGUGGCCUCUCUGGGACCUCAGAUGGCCAAACCUGAUCUCAUAUCCAGGCUGGAAGGAAAGGAAGAACAGUUCCUUCUGAUCGCUGAUGAAAACGUGGAAUUGACAGGUAGGUGUGUCAGAGUCAGCAGAUGAAUCAUCUGAGCAUCUCCAGAUACAGAAAUACAAUGCAUACACAGACCUGAAAGACAGACUUGGAUAUCAUUAUGGUCUGAGGAACAAGGAGGGAAAAGACCCAUAUAAAGGCAGAAUUACUUCUAUUCAUCUACAGUGGGGUGACUCUCUACUGCAAAAAAUAUACAAGGGAAAGAAUAUGAACAUGUACAACAGAAGUCAGGAAACUGUUAAUAUUAAAUGGAACCCCGAUGACAAAAAGAAAA
Molecule: messenger RNA, 686 nt
Organism: Heteronotia binoei (common prickly gecko)
Lineage: Eukaryota; Metazoa; Chordata; Lepidosauria; Squamata; Gekkonidae
Product: zinc finger protein 557-like
Exons: 5
Coding region: 133-441 (102 amino acids)
Biological process (GO): regulation of DNA-templated transcription
Source: RefSeq, a predicted model, not a curated record